AAAAAGUGAAGAUAAAAAACCUCUUCAUAAUAGUAGCAUGCCUGAUGGUUCCGAGCAUGAAAUAAACUAUAUAGAUAGUGAAGGUGUAAAAAGGCCUAAGGGAAUUAGGCGGGUUCUUCAAGAACGAGGUUUAUGGAAACAAGGCCUUUUAAAAAAGUGUAAUGAUUGUAAAAAAAAUAGGCCUGAUCCAAACAACCUAAACUGUUGUGCUUCGCGCAUUCUUUUAGCUCAAACCGAUUUUGCAACUCAAACAUCACGUAUACAAGAGAAUGAGCAAGAUGCCGGCUCUGUGGCUGCUUAUAUUUGGUGA
Messenger RNA from Dentiscutata erythropus, 310 nucleotides. NCBI's taxonomy places the organism in Eukaryota, Fungi, Glomeromycota, Glomeromycetes, Diversisporales, Gigasporaceae. The record is from the annotation of a GenBank genome assembly.